Leptinotarsa decemlineata (Colorado potato beetle) is the source of this 890-nucleotide messenger RNA. RefSeq names its product arrestin domain-containing protein 3. Lineage: Eukaryota; Metazoa; Arthropoda; Insecta; Coleoptera; Chrysomelidae. Gene Ontology annotation, cellular component: cytoplasm. The record is from RefSeq and is a predicted model, not a curated record. Gene Ontology annotation, biological process: protein transport.
AGGAGCCUACUUCUUAUUCUGAGGACAAAACAAUAUGUUGUUUUUGUUGUGCUGACGGCCCGAUUGCCCUUGAUAUAGAGUUGCCAAAGAGAACAUUGAUACCAGGAGAAACAGUGAAUGUCAUGGCAAGAUUGAGCAAUUUAUCUAGUACCAACAUUGAGAAUAUACAACUAAAACUGAAACAAGUCAUCACAUGUCAAGUUGAUAUACCAUCCAAAGAUGAAAACGAAAUUGAGAAUAUUCUUGUAGAGAUCACCGAAGUCGGUUUGGGAGCUCAUGGGGAACAUACUUAUAACUUUCCUCUUAUGCUUCCGAUGAAUGUGCCUAUUCCCAACUUUUCUCUAUGCAAGUUGUUCAAAGUGGACUACCAGUGUAAAGUUACAGCCAAACUUCCCGGAGUUCACAGUAACUUGGAAGUGUAUAUGUACCCACAAAUAGCAGACCAUUCCACAAUACAAUAUCCUCCCACGAAUGGUCAGGGAUAUCCACUUCACCCUGCUUCACCUGGAUUCGUUAUUCCUCCGCCUGGAGAAGGUUGUAUAUAUCCAUCAUCUGCUCCACUUACUCAGUCAGGUAAAAAGCUAAAUUAUAUAUUAACUAGUAGUUUUUUUUUUCUGAGGGGAACGCUCCUGCUCGAAGUGUGGGAUUCCAUGACUCUGUCACAGCCUACCCACUAAAACUCCUCUUCAGCAUUCAAGUGGCUCAGUAGAUGAACAAACUUGUUCCGAGCCUACUUCAAGGUCGAGCGUCGCUGGUAAUUAUUUCAGAGAGAAACUUUAGUGAGUGGAAGAGAGAACCGAGUGACGUCAUCGACGCAGGAUGGAACGGGUAUCGUAGCGAUUCAAGCGUGGACACCCUUGCCCUCGGCCCUCCUUAGUACUCCACAUCAC